This is a messenger RNA of Carassius carassius (crucian carp), 4788 nucleotides long. Its product is annotated as ras-specific guanine nucleotide-releasing factor 2-like. The transcript is spliced from 28 exons. Gene Ontology annotation, cellular component: plasma membrane. Gene Ontology annotation, molecular function: protein binding; guanyl-nucleotide exchange factor activity. The record is from RefSeq and is a predicted model, not a curated record. The coding region runs from base 362 to 4183 and encodes 1273 amino acids. Gene Ontology annotation, biological process: Ras protein signal transduction; positive regulation of GTPase activity. NCBI's taxonomy places the organism in Eukaryota, Metazoa, Chordata, Actinopteri, Cypriniformes, Cyprinidae.
UUGGACCUCAGCGCGGGAGAGAGCGAGAGAGGCGCUGUGUCUUUAAGAGAGGAUGCCAAAGCCGAUUACAUUUGAUCUCAACAGUGAUUCUCUCUCGCCGUCUGUCCACUACUAUUGCUUAUUUUGCUAUACUGCAUGAGCUAAACGCAUUGACACACAGUGUUGUUCGUCGGGGUUUGAACUUUUCUUCUGGCCAGAAAUGGAUUGGACUCCGAAUUCGAUUGGAUGAGUCGCUUAUGAGCAGUGCGCGUCGGCUCGGCAACUUUCUCGUGCGCAUUUCUCCACACACCCUAGGUGGAAAGUUAAAAUCACAUGGGAUAUGGUGACAAACAAGUGAAUACACAUUAAACCAAGACGGAAAAUGCAGAAGAGUGUUCGGUACAAUGAGGGACACGCUCUGUAUCUCUCCGUUAUCGCGCGUAAAGAGGGCACCAAGCGGGGUUAUCUCAGCAAGAAGACCACAGAAAACAGUAAAUGGCACGAGAAGUUUUUUGCACUUUAUCAGAAUGUUUUAUUUUACUUCGACACCGACCAGAGUGCUCGACCGUCAGGGAUUUAUCUUUUGGAAGGAUGCACAUGUGAACGAGUCCCUGCACCCAAGGUGUCCACCGUUGGCAGAGAGACUCUUGACAAGCUGCAUUAUUUCCUGGUCAUCUUCGGGCAUGAUGGACAGAAGCCUCUGGAACUGCGGACAGAGGAGGAGUCAGACUGUGACGAAUGGGUGGAGGCCAUCCAGCAGGCCAGCUACUCUGACAUCAUCAUCGAGCGUGAGGUUCUCAUGCAGAAGUACAUCCAUCUGGUGCAGAUUGUGGAGACAGAGAAGGUGGCAGCCAAUCAACUCCGCACACAACUGGAAGACCAAGACACAGAGAUUGAGAGGCUUAAAGCUGAGAUUAUAGCCUUGAACAAAACUAAGGAAAGAAUGCGUCCCUACCACGUAUACCAGGAAGAGGAGGAUCCUGAUAUUAAAAAAAUAAAAAAGGUCCAGAGCUUCAUGCGAGGGUGGCUUUGUAGAAGGAAAUGGAAGAUUAUUGUGCAGGACUACAUCUGUUCUCCUCAUGCUGAGAGCAUGAGGAAGAGGAAUCAGAUCGUCUUCAACAUGGUGGAGGCUGAGACAGAGUACGUCCAUCAGCUUUACAUCCUGGUCAACUGCUUCCUGAGGCCGCUCAGAAUGGCCGCCAGCUCCAAGAAACCACCCAUUAGCCACGAUGAUGUCAGUAGCAUCUUCCUUAACAGUGAGACAAUCAUGUUUCUACAUGAAAUAUUCCAUCAGGGAUUGAAGGCGAGGAUAGCAAACUGGCCCACACUGAUUCUAGCGGAUCUCUUUGAUAUCUUGCUGCCAAUGCUGAACAUCUAUCAGGAGUUUGUGAGGAACCACCAGUACAGUCUUCAAGUUCUGGCCAACUGUAAGCAGAAUCGGGACUUUGACAAACUCCUGAAGCAGUACGAAUCAAACGCUGCGUGUGAGGGGAGGAUGCUGGAAACGUUCCUCACGUACCCCAUGUUUCAGAUCCCUCGUUAUAUCAUCACUCUCCAUGAGCUACUGGCUCAUACACCUCAUGAGCAUGUGGAAAGGAAAAGUCUAGAGUUUGCCAAGUCUAAACUGGAAGAACUCUCCAGGGUGAUGCACGAUGAAGUGAGUGAUACAGAAAACAUCCGUAAGAACCUGGCUAUUGAGCGCAUGAUCGUGGAGGGCUGUGACAUCCUCCUUGACACCAGCCAGACGUUUGUGAGACAAGGCUCUUUGAUCCAGUUGCCCUCAGUGGAGAGAGGGAAGCUCAGUAAGGUGCGACUAGGCUCUCUCUCAGUAAAAAAGGAAGGAGAGAGACAGUGCUUCCUCUUCACCAAGCACUUCCUUAUCUGCACACGCAGCUCAGGAGGCAAACUUCACCUGCUCAAACAAGGUGGUGUGCUGUCUCUGAUUGACUGCACUCUCAUCGAGGAGCCUGAUGCCAAUGAUGAAGAUGCUAAGAAUUCAGGACAGGUGUUUGGUCACCUGGACUUUAAGAUUGUGGUUGAGCCUUCAGAUGCUCCUGCCUUUACUGUGGUGCUGCUGGCACCGUCCCGUCAGGAGAAAGCAGCCUGGACCAGUGACAUCAGCCAGUGCAUUGAUAACAUCCGCUGUAACGGCCUGAUGACCAGUGUGUUUGAGGAGAACUCAAAAGUCACAGUGCCGCAUAUGAUCAGAUCCGAUGCGCGUCUCCAUAAAGAUGAUGUUGACAUUUGCUUCAGUAAGACGCUCAACUCCUGCAAGGUUCCUCAGAUCCGGUACGCCAGCGUGGAGAGGCUUCUGGAGAGGCUGACCGACCUGCGAUUCCUCUCCAUAGACUUCCUUAACACAUUCCUGCACACCUACCGGAUCUUCACCACCGCCACCGUGGUCAUGGAGAAACUGGCUGACAUCUACAAGAAGCCUUUUACCUCCAUACCAGUCAGGGUCCAGUAUCACUCAUUUGACCGCUUGUCCAUUACAUCCAUCUGCCCAGACUACAGCCUGAAGAUCAGGAAGAUAGCACUGGAUCAGUCAAAAUCCCUGGAGCUUUUCUUCGCCACCAACCAAAACAACCGCAGCGGGGACCACGUAAAUGACAAAUCCCCCAGACUGUGUCGCAAGUUCUCAUCUCCUCCACCUCUCUCCAUCCCCUCCCGUACUUCCUCUCCGGUUCGCAUUAGGAAACUCUCUCUUAAUUCCCCUAUUGGCUCAAAAGUAGGCAUCCUAGAUCUGUCCACGACCUCUUUUUCGGCAGCCAGUAGUCCAACCUCUGCCAACCCCACCAUCUCACCCCCACCAUCCAACAACAACAACAAGCCCCCUUUGGAUCCAAGCCAUGGACAAAGUCCAUCCUCCCCUGAACAGAGCCCUGGGGAUAUGGAUGAGAAUGCUGAGGUGCCACGAAUCGAUGCUCUCUGUGGUAAACUGCGACGCAGCAUCAGGAGAGGUGUGCUGGAUUCAGUUUCUUUGGACAAAUUUAUUCCAGAGUCUCCACAAGGCAGUGAACCGGGAGAAAUCUCUCCCUGCCGCUCACCCUCCACUCCACGCCACCUCCGCUACAGACAGUCAGGAGUCCAGUCAGCUGAGAACUCACGCUGCUCUGUUUCUCCAGCCUCUGCGUUUGCUAUCGCCACAGCAGCAGCUGGACACAGCAGCCCUCCAGUUUUUAACAAUUCUGAGCGGACUUGUGACAAGGAGUUCAUUAUACGUCGUGCGGCUACCAACAGAGUCCUGAAUGUCCUGCGCCAUUGGGUCUCCAAACACUCACAGGACUUUGAAAUGAAUGGAGAGCUGAAGAUGGGUGUGAUCUGCCUGCUAGAGGAGGUGUUGAGAGACCCUGAUGUUCUUCCCCAGGAGAGGAAAGCAACAGCAAAUAUACUAAGUGCCCUUUCUCAAGAUGACCAGGAUGAUGCACAACUGAAGAUUGAAGACAUUCUUCAGAUGGCUGAAUGCCCAAAGUCUGAGUGUUUCGAAUAUCUGUCAGCGAUGGAGCUAGCUGAACAAAUCACUCUUCUCGAUCACAUCGUCUUCAGGAGCAUUCCCUAUGAGGAGUUCCUUGGCCAAGGAUGGAUGAAGACAGACAAGACGGAGAGAACUCCAUACAUCAUGAAGACAAGUCAGCACUUCAAUGAUAUGAGUAAUCUCGUGGCCUCUCAGAUCAUGAGCCACACAGAUGUGGGCUCUAGAGCCAGCUCUAUUGAAAAAUGGAUAGCAGUGGCUGAUAUUUGCCGCUGUCUCAACAACUAUAAUGGUGUCUUGGAGAUCACAUCUGCCCUGAACCGGAGCGCCAUCUACAGGCUAAAGAAGACAUGGGCUAAAGUGUGCAAACAGACUAAAGCACUAAUGGACAAACUUCAAAAGACUGUGUCAUCUGAGGGAAGGUUUAAAAACCUGAGGGAAACUCUAAAAAACUGUAAUCCACCUUGUGUUCCAUAUCUGGGUAUGUACUUGACGGACCUCGCAUUUAUCGAAGAGGGAACCCCAAACUUCACUGAAGAAGGACUGGUUAACUUCUCUAAGAUGAGAAUGAUAUCUCAUAUCAUAAGGGAGAUCCGACAGUUCCAGCAAACUCCCUACAGAAUUGAGCACCAACCAAAGGUCACACAGUAUCUUCUGGAUAAGACCUUGAUUAUGGAUGAAGACACACUGUAUGACUUGUCUCUCAAGAUUGAACCAAGGCUUCCUGCAUGAACUACAACCUCAGUUCCUGGCAACUUCCAUCUAGAUGUGCUUCCCACUCUUGGGAUCUUUUGAAGGCAUGAAGCAUGCCUAGUGUUUGAGGAAGAGGGACGUGAAGGAGGGAGGGAAAAUGUCCAUUUGAAAGUGUGGAAGGCAGAGGGUCCAGGUUUGGAGGAGAGUAUUAAAGAGUGCUCACCACCACAAUGUCCCCUGAAGGUUGACUUUUAUCAUGGAAAAGAAUGUCAGAUGAAAACUGACCACUGUCAGAGGUCAGGGUUCAUGAGUGAGUUUAAGGGUCUAGCAGAUGGAUUCAGUCUAAAUUGUGAAGAGAAUGGGUGAAGAUAUGUAGCAUGUACAGAAGUAGAGCUAUUAGCCAGAUCUUAUGUAGUGUAUUGUGGCCCUCAUGGGCCUGUGGCCCCUGGCACAUCCCCUCAUUGGUAAUGGUAGUGACUUUGUGCAUGAACUAGACUGUGGGUUUGCUGUGUGCUUUGCCUCAACUUUACACUCCAUGUGCCGUCCCAUCUGCCAACAGCUGGCUGCACUCAACCAAAAUGCCACAUAAAAUUUUUAUAAGAUACAUCAGACUUCUAAAUAAUGAGAAUGUAGUAGCUUUCUAA